UCAAAAAUUCCCAAAUUGAAAAACCCUCAUUCGAGAAUCGCGCCACCGUCGCUUUUCGUAACAAAACAUUCAUUUCACUUCGCUUUCUCUCACUUCCCCCUUAUAUCUGUGCUGUAGCUACAGAAUUCACAGCGCGCGACUCCAGAAACCGCGACAAAGAGUUGAGAUGGAGAACGCCGCUAAACUACCAAAUGGAGAACGCCGCCAAACCACCAUCAAGCUCUGGCCCCCUAGUGAAAACACUCGGGUGAUGCUAGUUGAGCGGAUGACGAAUAAUCUCUCCACACCAACAAUUUUCACCAGGAAGUAUGGCAGUCUCGGUCAACCGGAGGCUUCAAAAUAUGCUAAACAAAUUGAGGAAUCAGCAUUUUCUUCAGCAAAUCAGCACUAUGAACAAGAGCCUGAUGGUGAUGGAAGUGCUGCUGUGCAGUUGUAUGCCAAAGAAUGCAGUAAGCUGAUACUAGAAGUUCUUAAGGGGGGUGCCAAACCAGAGGAAAAAGAAGCAUUAAACUCCGAGGUUGAAUCUGCUCCUCGUGAGACCUUUUUUGAUAUUUCCAAAGGCCAACGAGCAUUUAUUGAAGCAGAUGAGGCCCAAGUACUGUUGAAUCCGUUAAAAGAGCCUGGAAAUCAUUACACUAAAAUAUGCUUUAGCAAUCGAAGCUUUGGUCUAGGUGCUGCUAAUGUUGCUGGACCAAACCUGGCUUCCAUUAAGAACCAACUCAAGGAAGUAGAUCUAUCAGAUUUUGUCGCCGGAAGACCAGAGGCUGAAGCUCUUGAUGUUAUGAAUAUCUUCUCUGAAGCUCUGGAGGGUUCUCAAUUAAAAUAUCUGAAUAUCUCUGACAAUGCCUUGGGUGAGAAGGGAGUAAGGGCAUUUGGAAAGUUAUUACGAUCUCAAACUAGCUUGGAAGAACUUUACCUGAUGAAUGAUGGAAUUUCAAAGGAAGCUGCACAAGCUGUUUGUGAGUUGGUACCUUCGACAGAUGUGCUUAAAGUACUUCAUUUUCAUAAUAACAUGACAGGAGAUGAGGGGGCUAUUUCUAUUUCCGAAAUUCUAAAGCGUUGCCCUUUAUUGGAGGAUUUUAGAUGCUCAUCCACCCGAGUUGGUUCCGAGGGGGGGAUUGCCUUGACUGAACUACUUGCACAAUGUAGGAAUCUGAAGAAACUGGAUCUUCGGGACAACAUGUUUGGUGUAGAGGCUGGUGUCAAGCUGAGUGAGGCUCUCAAGAAACAUGAGAAUCUCACCGAGAUUUACUUGAGCUACUUGAAUCUGGAAGAUGAUGGAGCAGUAGCAAUAGCUAAUACUCUCAAGGAGUCAGCACCUUCACUUGCGGUGUUGGAGAUGGCUGGAAAUGAUAUAACUGCUGAAGCUGCUACAAGCUUAGCUGCUUGCAUUGCUAGUAAGAAGUCUCUGGUGAAGUUGAACCUGUCAGAGAAUGAUCUUAAGGACGACGGUGCAAUUCAGAUAAGCAAAGCAUUCGGAGAAGGCCAUGAUCAGCUCAAGGAAGUUGAUAUGAGCCAGAAUUCUUUAACAACCACAGCUAGGAAGUUGGCUCAGGUGUUGGUGCAUUUGCCUGAAUUUAAGCUCCUAAACGUAAAUGGGAACUUCAUUUCUGAGGAAGAUAUUAAUGAGUUGAGGAGUAUCUUUAAAGAAUGCCAGGAAAAACUUGGACCCUUGGAUGAGAACGACCCUGAGGGUAAUGAUUAUGAUGAUAAGGUGGGUGAUGAUCAAGAUGAAGGCAGCCAGGAUGAAUUGGAAGAGAAACUCAAAAGGCUUGAUGUCAAUCAAGAAAACUAGAAGAAGGUAUUCUUGCAGUCCUCAUGCAGAGUACCAAUCAUUAGUUGUAGUUUAUUAUCUUUUGCGGGCGUGCUAGAUUUGAACAGGAGAUGGGGCUGAUUCUUGAUGAAGCCAUGCCUGCUCACCAUUAAGAGUUUGUGUUUAGUGGGACCUUUUUUCCCCUUAAUCUGCUUUAGAUUAUUUAGCAUUAUGUAUCAGCUGAAGGUACUUUUGGUAAUCUUAUUUUUCGACUUGGCCUGUAGACUUGUAACUUUUGGUACCCCAUGCUAGGAUCAUUUUAUGCUUUUUCAAUAAUAUUUACUUUCUUUUGAA
Salvia splendens (bonfire salvia) is the source of this 2107-nucleotide messenger RNA. RefSeq names its product RAN GTPase-activating protein 2. Lineage: Eukaryota; Viridiplantae; Streptophyta; Magnoliopsida; Lamiales; Lamiaceae. Gene Ontology annotation, molecular function: protein binding; GTPase activator activity. Bases 167 to 1795 code for a protein of 542 amino acids. The record is from RefSeq and is a predicted model, not a curated record. The transcript has 2 exons.